CAGUAUCUAUGACUGGCAUUGACAGGCAGACAGGCAGAAGUCUCACGAAGUUGUUAGUUUCGUCCGGUCAGGAUCAACUGUACAGGAUGUUGGCGUGUGACUACACCAACGUGCUGAUCGCUGCCGUCAUGAUCAUGCCCUUCGUCUACGAGUUCAGCCAUCGCUUCAGGCUGUACCUUAAGUUCUUCAUCUAUUACGCUAUGGUGAUGCUGUGCUCUGUGCUCUUCAUCCCCUUCAUCAUCUGGAGACCCGGGGAUGUCAGGAAUACUUUGAUAGCAACAUUUCCACUCCGUCUGUUGAACCCUUUGCUGGGUUUACACUGGGAGGUGCGCGGCCUGGAGCACAUUGUCGUUGAUCGUCCUGCUAUUGUGGUUGCCAACCAUCAGAGCUCCAUUGAUUUCCUAGGGAUGGUAUACAUGUGGCCGAUGUUUAACAAGAUCACAGCCAUUGCCAAGAAGGAAUUAUUUUAUGCCAUGCCCUUUGGAAUGACAGCUUGGCUUUGUGGCACCCGGUUCAUUGACCGUAGGAACCCUGACAGUGCCAAGACUUCGAUGAAUGCAGCAUUAGCUUAUGUGAAGGAAAAAAGUGUUAAAUUGUGGGUCUUCCCCGAGGGUACUCGAAGCAUGGCUGAUGAGAUGCUGCCAUUCAAAAAGGGUGCCUUUCACUUGGCCAUUGAAGGCCAGUUACCGAUUCUUCCUCUUGUGUACUCUUCAUACAGAGGGUUUCUCAAUCAUCCUUGCAAAAUUUUCAACCCAGGUCACAUCAUUGUUACGUGCUUGCCUCCAAUUUCUACUGAAGGUUUUUCUAAGGAAGACAUGCCACAACUUAUGGAGGAAGUACGGGCUCAGAUGAUGGAAGUUUAUACCAAAACAUCAACACAAGUACAUCAUCCAUGGCCCUUAUCAGAAGCUGUAAAGAAACACAGCUAAGUCAAGGGUAGACACCUUAGCACUCGACACCCUUCUCACUCGAGUCGUCAUUGUAGCGAGUCUUCACUCGCCUUAACGCCACAUCUUGUUUAUGGUGGUUCUGCUAUCAAUAUUCUUGUGAAUACCGGUACUCACUGCAAAUGCCUAAGCCCAUUUAGUGACUGUAAAGAAUCCUUUAUUAUAUAUUGCUGGAAUGAUUGUUGAAUUUGUCUUGUAAUUUAUAUUAUUCCUUUUUCAUGGUACAGUGACAAAGGUUUUAUCUGCACAGAUUUGAUUUCCAAUAAUAAUAAUAAUACAAACUUGACUGAUAUUGAUAAACAAAAGUGGGUCCCAAUGUUUAAUUAUCAAAAUGAAAACAGAAUUUGACAAAAAUAUAACGCCAUGUACUGUGCAUCAGUGCAGGUUUAAUUGUCGAGGUAGACUUUAUUAACCCAAGUUGACUGAAAUUUGUCGGAUUUUCUUCAUUA
Cherax quadricarinatus is the source of this 1396-nucleotide messenger RNA. Its product is annotated as 1-acyl-sn-glycerol-3-phosphate acyltransferase alpha. Lineage: Eukaryota; Metazoa; Arthropoda; Malacostraca; Decapoda; Parastacidae. Gene Ontology annotation, cellular component: endoplasmic reticulum; membrane. Gene Ontology annotation, molecular function: 1-acylglycerol-3-phosphate O-acyltransferase activity. Gene Ontology annotation, biological process: phosphatidic acid biosynthetic process. The record is from RefSeq and is a predicted model, not a curated record.